This is a messenger RNA of Histoplasma mississippiense, 423 nucleotides long. RefSeq lists its product as hypothetical. Gene Ontology annotation, cellular component: mitochondrial nucleoid. The record is from RefSeq and is a predicted model, not a curated record. The transcript has 3 exons. Lineage: Eukaryota; Fungi; Ascomycota; Eurotiomycetes; Onygenales; Ajellomycetaceae. Gene Ontology annotation, molecular function: single-stranded DNA binding. The coding region runs from base 1 to 423 and encodes 140 amino acids. Gene Ontology annotation, biological process: mitochondrial DNA replication; positive regulation of helicase activity.
AUGCAAGGUCUAAUCCCCCUCCGUCCACUUCUCCGCGCCCCGACAUCAUCCCUCUCGACACGCAACUUCAGCUCUACCCGCGCCAAUUCCCUCGCACGCAUUAGCAUUGUCGGUAACCUCGGAAACCCGCCAGAAAUUCGUGCCACCUCAUCCGGUCGUGAGCUCGUGAACUAUUCGGUAGCAACCAGCUACGGACCCAAGGAAGAUCGCCAGACGAGCUGGUGGCGCAUCACAAGCUUCGUGCCUGAGGGUGCCAGCAGAGAUCACUUACUAGGCCUGCCAAAAGGCACCCUCAUGUACGUAGAAGGAGAUGCAAGUAUGCGCUCCUAUGAGGACGCGGAUGGAAAGAAAAAUUCCGCUCUCGGUAUCACCCAACGGUACUACGAAGUCCUUAGGCGCGGAAACAGUGAAAGCAGCGAGUAA